GAGAUUUUGAAAUUUCGCCACGCUUUUGGCUCAGUUCGCUUCGCGUUGAUGACGCAAAAGUGUAAACAAAACCCCGCGAUGAGUGCUUUUCGGAAGGUUUCCUCGUUUGUCCUGGCCACAGGCUCAUGCCUGGUCACUUCUUUUGCGCUCCUGAAGCUGGCGCUAUUCCUCUCCACGCCAGGAGAAGUGCGCCUGGAGAAGGUGUGGUUCUACAACUUCCUGGACAAUGCGACACUCACGAAUGAGAUUCUGUCCACGGUUGUGAUGGAUUUGCUGCUGCUGAGCCUCUUCAUCCUGCCGCACAGCCUCCUCAAAGCGGACGCCGUGAAGGCCUUCUUCCACCGACGCGGAUUGGCGACCUGGGAGAGGAGCACUUACUGCCUGAUGAGCUCCUGCACGUUGCUGGUGUUGAUGCACAACUGGGCCUCCGCCCCGGGGCUCAUCGUGUGGCGCUUGGAUGUGGCGAAGCAGGACAGACUGUGGUGGGUAUUUGUGCUGCUGCACGGCUUCGCCUGGGCCAUUGUCUGCGGAGGGAGUUUGAUUAUGGAUUUGCCGGAGAUUCUGGGCGCUAAGCAAAUUCACCACGAGGCUAAUCAUCUGGCGCCGCCCAUCCUGUACAAGACCGCCGAGUUGAGACGCUUGUACGGUCACGUGCGUCAUCCCUCAUUCGUCUGCAUCACCGUCAUUCUCUGGGCAGUGAACAUCCUGACGCUGGAUCGUCUCCUCUUGAACGUCCUGCUGACACUGUACAUGUACUUGGCCUGGAACACCGACAGCCAGGACUAUCAGUACCACAAGGGUCAGCUGUACAGGAAGAAGUACGAGCUCUCUUUGAAUUUGUCUGAAAAAUAA
Phlebotomus argentipes is the source of this 852-nucleotide messenger RNA. RefSeq names its product nurim homolog. The record is from RefSeq and is a predicted model, not a curated record. The transcript has a single exon. Bases 49 to 852 code for a protein of 267 amino acids. NCBI's taxonomy places the organism in Eukaryota, Metazoa, Arthropoda, Insecta, Diptera, Psychodidae. Gene Ontology annotation, cellular component: nuclear membrane.